Neltuma alba is the source of this 1699-nucleotide messenger RNA. Its product is annotated as protein DETOXIFICATION 35. Bases 14 to 1519 code for a protein of 501 amino acids. The record is from RefSeq and is a predicted model, not a curated record. The transcript is spliced from 7 exons. Gene Ontology annotation, molecular function: antiporter activity; xenobiotic transmembrane transporter activity. NCBI's taxonomy places the organism in Eukaryota, Viridiplantae, Streptophyta, Magnoliopsida, Fabales, Fabaceae. Gene Ontology annotation, cellular component: membrane. Gene Ontology annotation, biological process: xenobiotic detoxification by transmembrane export across the plasma membrane.
UCUCUGUAACGAGAUGGAGGAGACUCAUACACAGACGACGGCUCCGUUAAUCUGUUCGACGGAACUGGUGGCAGAAGACGGCGACUACACUCCGUUGGGAAGCUAUGAGGCUUUGAAGAAGAUAAUUUGGAUUGAGAGCAUCAAAAUAUGGAAGAUUGCUCUUCCCAUUGCUGUCAACAUCCUCUGUCUCUUCAGUAUCAACUCUGUCACCUCCAUCUUCGCCGGCCACAUCGGCAACCUCGAACUUUCCGCCGUCGCCGUCUCCCUCUCCGUCAUUGCCACCUUCGCCUUCGGCUUCAUGUUUGGCAUGGGAAGUGCAUUGGAAACACUGUGUGGGCAAGCGUUUGGAGCAGGGCAGAUACAUAUGCUAGGAGUUUACGCCCAAAGAUCAUGCAUAAUCUUAUUCACAUCUUGCAUCAUCCUCUCCCCAGUCUACAUCUUUGCUUCCCCAAUUCUAAAGCUUCUCGGCCAAGAACAUGAAAUCGCAGAUCUCGCCGGCAAGUUCACUCUCCUCACAUGGCCCUAUCUUUUCUCUCUUGCCUUCACUUUUCCCACACAGAAGUUCCUCCAAGCUCAGAGCAAGGUCUAUGUACUGACAUGGAUUGGGUUAGUGGCUUUGGUCUUUCACAUUCUGCUGCUCUGGCUCUUCAUUUAUGUGUUCGGUUGGGGAAUUGCUGGGGCUGCCAUUGCAUUUGAUAUCUCGAAUUGGUUAAUUACUUUGACUCAGAUAGUUUAUGUAGUUGGAUGGUGUAAGGAAGGAUGGCAUGGAUUUUCGGUGCUGGCUUUUAAGGAUAUUUUGGCUUUUGUGAGGUUGUCUCUUUCUUCUGCUGUGAUGCUUUGCCUUGAGAUUUGGUAUUUGAUGGCUCUUAUUGUUCUCACUGGUCACCUUGAGAAUGCCGUUAUUGCUGUUGAUUCCCUUUCUAUUUGCAUGUAUUUUAAUGGAUGGGAGGCUAUGAUAUUUAUUGGACUCAAUGCAGCAAUCAGUGUGAGAGUUUCAAAUGAACUUGGGAUGGGCCAUCCCAGAGCAACAAAAUACUCAGUCUAUGUGACUGUGUCAGAAUCUCUGAUGCUUGGGAUUUUUUUCCUGACUGGUAUAUUGAUAGCUAGAAAGUACAUAGCCUUAGUUUUCACCACCAGCAAGAUUCUGCAAGAAGCUGUGGCUAGCCUUGCUUACUUGCUUGCCAUAACUAUGGUUCUUAAUAGUGUUCAACCUGUGAUCUCAGGGGUUGCUGUGGGAGCGGGAUGGCAAACAUUAGUUGCUUAUAUCAAUGUUGGUUGUUAUUAUCUUUUUGGGCUUCCUUUGGGAUACCUCCUUGGAUACAAAGCAAAAUGGGGAGUCAAGGGACUUUGGGGUGGUAUGAUACUUGGAAUUGUGCUACAAACCUUGAUUCUCUUGUUUAUUCUCUACAAUACCAAUUGGAACAAGGAGGUUCAGCAAUCAACUGAACGCAUGAAAAGGUGGGGAGGAAAGGAUUCAACAAUUGUGGAACCUAACGAGACUGGAGAAAACCCAAUUUAAGAGUCAUAUAUGGGUAUUUUAUGCGUGUUAAAACACAAGCCAUGUAUUAACCUGUAUUGGUUGUUGGCUUUGUUAAUUUCGUAUUAACUUAUUUUGUAAUUUAUUGUUCUUUUUUAAUACCUUUUUUUCAUCUUGUGAUUAUACUGUGCUUAUUUUGUUAUCUAGAUUUUUGCAUCUGCA